This is a messenger RNA of Danio aesculapii, 5433 nucleotides long. RefSeq names its product kinase suppressor of ras 2 (gene ksr2). Bases 453 to 3353 code for a protein of 966 amino acids. Gene Ontology annotation, molecular function: ATP binding; protein kinase activity. Gene Ontology annotation, biological process: protein phosphorylation. The transcript has 21 exons. Lineage: Eukaryota; Metazoa; Chordata; Actinopteri; Cypriniformes; Danionidae. The record is from RefSeq and is a predicted model, not a curated record.
CAUGUCGGUGUGAUGGGGGAGCGCCGGGAUGCAGCCGAUGAUGCUCCACAAGGGGAAAACACGCAGUCAAACCAGGCGUUAUCGUUAAGAAACAUCACCAAACCUUCUCCUUAAUCACCCGUGGCAAAGAUGUCUCAAUUCGAGUUGCAUUUCCCACGCGCGCAAUGGAUCUAGCUGAUGCCACCGCAGCGAGGAUCUGAUUUUGAUUCCCCCUCUCUAUUUCCUUCCUUCAGUAUCAGUGAGUGUAUUAUGGUAGAGUCAAGUAGGAGCAUCAAACAUAAACUGUGCAACCCUGAUGACAACACCGUCAGGAUUUCAGGAUAUCAACAAUGGAAUCGCCUUACACGUAAAGUCUAGUUUUUUCACGAUCACAACACAAAACGCACCACAAACAAAGUCUUUUCUGAUCUGAUUGAGAAGUAGGUGGGAAAAGGGACCACUGCUCGCAAAUUAUGGACGAGGAGAAUAUGACCAAAAGCGACGAGCAUCAUCUGAGUUUGCAAAAAGCCUUGCAGCAGUGCGAACUGGUGCAAAACAUGAUUGACAUUAGUAUCUCCAGCUUGGAAGGUCUGAGGACCAAAUGUGCCACAUCCAACGACUUGACACAAAAAGAAAUCCGAACGCUGGAGGGUAAACUGGUGAAGUACUUCAGUCGGCAGCUCUCUUACAAGCGUAAAGUGUCCUUACAGGAGCGUAAUGUGGAGCUGGAUGGAUUUCCUCGGCUGGGACACUGGUUCCGCAUUGUUAACAUGAGGAAGGAGGUUCUUGAGGAGAUUUCUCCAGGUGAGCUGACUCUGGAGGCUCUGUUAGAGAUGGUGGAUGAUCAGGUGUGUGAAGAACUCAAGAAGUUUGGAGCUAGUGAUGAAGAAUGUGCUCGACUCAACGCCUCACUCACGUGUCUGAGAUCAGCCCACCAAUCAGAACAACUUGAGGAUGACAAAUUACACAGUAAUGGAGGAUCCAAGCAGGACUGGUCAAUCCAGUGGCCCACAUCCGAGUCGGGCAAAGAGAACACUCCAGUGGGCCCAUCUGACCCCAGUCAAUGGGUGCGUCUCCAACUCUCCCAGAGUCCCAAAUUACACUCGCGCUACAGCCAGCACUUAUGCCAGAGUCCCCAAGCCCUGGUGCCUCCAUUUUACUCUCCUCACCCACACUCAGACCGGCUGACAGUGGACGCUCACUUUCCCUCGCCCCUGGAGACGGGACACCAUUCUCUGCCUCCGUCCCCCAGGCAGAGGCACUUCGCACACACUCCUCCGCGGACUCCCCUAGUAGUGAACACUAUGACCCCUCCUGGAACGCCUCAAGUCAGGCGCAGGAAUAAGCUGAAGGCCCCGGGAACGCCACCGCCUGCCAGCCGGAAACUCAUCCACCUGCUGCCCGGGUUUACAGCUCUGCAUCGCAGUAAAUCACACGAGUUCCAGCUGGGCAACAGAAUUGACGACGCGCAGACACCCAAAGCAAAAAAGAAGAACAAGCCGCUGAACCUGAAGAUCCACAGCAGUGUUGCCGGAAGCUGUGAAAACCUGCCGACGCAGCGCUCGCCUCUGCACUCCGACCACUCACUUCGCUCUUUCUUCUUCCCCAAUUUCGUCCCUUCCACACCGCCGGUUCACUCGGACACACCAUCAGCGAAUACUCUGUCCGUUCCUCGCUGGUCCCCUCAGAUACCUCGCAGAGACCUGGGCAACUCCAUUAAACACAGGUUUUCUACAAAGUAUUGGAUGUCGCAGACGUGUAUUGUGUGCGGGAAAGGAAUGCUGUUUGGAUUAAAAUGCAAAAACUGCAAAUUGAAGUGCCACAACAAAUGCACCAAAGAAGCGCCUCCCUGUCAUUUACUCAUAUACCAUAGAGGAGGUAGGGAACCAUUCAGAGAUCAAGGAACGUCGCAAGGUAAGGAAGAAGCCCGUCAGCUGGUCAGGACCGAGUCGGUGCCGUGUGACAUCAACAACCCCCUCAGGUACUCAGACCUGCACAUCAGCCAGACGCUCCCCAAGACCAACAAAAUCAACAAGGACCACAUUCCUGUGCCGUAUCAACCGGACUCCAGCAGUAACCCUUCGUCCACCACCUCGUCCACCCCGUCAUCUCCUGCUCCUCCUCUGCCGCCCAGCGCCACUCCUCCAUCUCCUCUCCAUCCUUCACCACAGAGCGCCAGGCAGCAGAAACAGUCCAACCUGACAGCAUCUCAUUUCUACAAAUACAAGCAGCAGUUCAUCUUCCCCGAUGUGGCCCCUGAGGUUCCCACCAGGGCCCCUCAAGUCAUACUGCACCCUGUUCUGUCUGAGCCUGGACCCAAAGGAAGUCCCUUGCUGCAAAUUGAAGUCGAACCAACAUCUGAUAAUGAGGAAGGCAACGAUGAAGCUGAAGGUUCUGCAGAUGAGUUUGAGGAGAUGAAUCUCUCUCUCCUGUCCGCACGAAACUUCCCACGCAAGGCCAGCCAGACCAGCAUCUUCCUGCAGGAGUGGGACAUUCCCAUGGAGCAGCUGGAGAUCGGAGAGCUGAUCGGCAAAGGCCGGUUUGGACAGGUCUACCACGGACGCUGGCAUGGAGAAGUGGCCAUACGCCUCAUUGACAUCGAAAGAGACAAUGAAGAACAACUGAAAGCCUUUAAAAGAGAGGUGAUGGCGUACAGGAACACCCGACAUGAAAACGUGGUCCUCUUUAUGGGCGCAUGCAUGAGACCCCCUCAUCUGGCCAUCAUCACCAGUUUGUGUAAGGGCAGGACCCUUUACUCAGUGGUACGAGAUGCAAAAGUCGUUCUGGACGUGAACAAGACUAGACAAAUCGCACAAGAGAUGGUGAAGGGCAUGGGCUACCUACAUGCCAAAGGGAUCCUUCACAAAGAUAUGAAGUCCAAGAAUGUAUUUUAUGACAAUGGGAAAGUAGUCAUCACAGACUUCGGCCUGUUCACAAUAUCUGGUGUUCUUCAAGCAGGCAGUCGGAGGAAGGAUAAGCUGCGGAUCCCAAGCGGCUGGCUGUGUCAUCUGGCUCCUGAGCUCAUCCGUCAGCUUUCCCCCGAGACGGCAGAAAACCAGCUUCCCUUCUCCAAACAGUCUGACGUCUUUGCCUUUGGCACUAUCUGGUAUGAGCUCCAUGCGCGCGAGUGGCCCUUUAAGAACCAGCCGGCUGAAGUCAUUAUCUGGCAGGUGGGAAGUGGAAUGAAACCCAACUUAACUCAGAUCGGCAUGGGCAAGGAGAUAUCUGACAUCCUGCUGUUCUGUUGGGCGUAUGAACAGGAAGAGCGGCCCAGCUUCUCCAAGCUCAUGGAACUGCUGGAGAAACUGCCAAAACGCAACCGUCGCCUGUCUCACCCAGUACACUUCUGGAAAUCAGCUGAGUAUGUGAAAUGAGCUAAACUCAAAACCGCCUGUUUAUAAAACAAAUAAACAAACAAAAUAAAAAAUCGUGACGUUAAAAUGGAGUCAGUCUACACGACUGAGAGAACCUAACAAGAGUGGUGCAUGUAUUCUGCUGUAUUUAGCCAUGUUUCCCAAACGCAGUGAUCAUUUACAUAUUUUUUUUUUUGGUGUAUCAUUUGGUUCUGAAAGGCAGAUGUUUUCUCUCUUUUGUUUGAUUUCUGUUUUUGUUUUCGCUGAAUGUUUGAUCUGUUUUGCAUAUAUCAACUGCUUGUGAUUAUUUCUCAUUAUCUUCAAAGAGUCCACUUUCAGUGAAUGUUUUCUUUCUUUGCAAUUCUUUGCAACCUCUGCAAUGCAUUUUAUGUUUAUUUAAAAAACUGAUACUAGUGUUAUUCAACUUUUUGUCUGUAUUGUUUUUCCUUCUUCUUUUAAAAUUCAGUCUUUUGAUGAAUGUAUUUAUUUUUUUCUAUUUGACAAAUGUACCCUUUUGAACUUGUUUUAUUUGUUCAUUUCAUCAUUCACGCUGUUUGUGUUUCACGGAACUCCAUGUCCUUUGAUUUUUACGCGGGACAUUCCGAAGCUUUACCGUAACUAGGGAGAUGAGUGUUCCGAGAAUGCGAGGAACUUCUCUCCCUUCCUUUCGCAUUGUAGAUAAAGUAGCGCGUGCAUUUGUGUCACUCAUUUACUUUGCCUAUAUAGAAAGACGCGUUCGUACAAUGGCACCGCAACCGAGCGUGUGUAUGUAUAUUAUCGACACUUGAAUUGUAUCAUGCCUAACUGUGACAAAAACAGAAUUACCUAAAGGUAAACUGCUAUUCCUGAGCCUACAAUGAAAGGGAUAGAUAUAACAGACUGUAUCUAUCACACUUACAAACCUUUUCUUAUCAGUGCAUACGAAUGUUUCAGCAUAAUUUAAAAGCUUUGCUUUGUUUGUACUAGGCUACACACAUGUUAUAUUGUAGAAAACAUCGAGUACCAUGAGUAAUAGUGCACUUUUCACCAUUUGUAUAUUAUUAUAAAUGACAUCUCAUUAUUAUGACUGUUGCAUGUUGCAAGUUCUGGAGUGUCCAUGUUGUAACACGGAUCGGUGUGAAGGUCGGUGUCGCUCGCUAGGUAUGGCUUAAACUAAACCGCUAUCCCGCUUUCUCCACCAUAUCAGCGCCAUGCACUCUGGGUACAGACAAUCUGCUCACUCGUUAAAAAAAAAAGCCAUGGUUUUUUGGGUCAUAAACAGUGCCAGUGCUCACAAACUUGUUGCUGCUGUUCUUUUUGAAGUCUAUUUUAGGAUCACAAAAAUACAGAUGUCGUCGAGUGGGCGUUUAUAUUUGUACGGUCGACCGUUUUUACACGCAUGAGGACGUUUUUAAGGGGAUUUCUUCAUGCUACGGACCCCGGUUCCAUACAGUAGUAGUUUUACAGGCUAAACAACGUGAGAAAGUAAUAACAGAUGAUAUUUAAAAUCUAUAUCAGGCCUAGUAAGGCACAAUUUUAAACCUAUGAAGAAAAGACUGUGCUAUAAUGUUUAUAUAUAUUUUUUUGAAAUGGGGCUAUGAGGAUGUCCGGGACAGUGUUUUUGUCAAAUUGCGAGAAGACGGGGUGUUAACAACCAUUAUUAGCAGCUUCCAUAUCAAGCCUAUUUAACAGGCUGUAGAUUUUGCUUAAUAAUCUGUUGCUGUGAUUAAUAUUACAAUCACUGAAUCCGACCUCAUUAUCAUUGAUUAUAUUUCUGCCCCAUUAUGAAUGUAUGAGUUGUUCUGUGUGUGUGUGUGUGCGCGUGUGUUGUUGUUAACGUUUUUGUUUUCCUACUUUCCAUCCAUGCAUUUACUUGGUGGUCGUUGAUUAUUUAUCAACACUUUUCCAUCGCUCUGGUUUGCGUUUCUUUUCUGAUAUUUUGUGCUCGUCUUUCCUGAUUUCUUUGAUGGCCUCCAUGAUUGAGUUUUUGUAUUAUGUAUUUGUUGUAAGUAUAUAUAAAGCUUGUAUUUACUGAUGCCUUAUGGUCCAUGGCUUAGCGACUGGUACACAUCACAAGCUCUUUCUUUGCACUCAUCCUUUAUGAAAUUAUAUGAAAAUAAAA